Molecule: messenger RNA, 898 nt
Organism: Ruditapes philippinarum (Manila clam)
Lineage: Eukaryota; Metazoa; Mollusca; Bivalvia; Venerida; Veneridae
Exons: 3
Coding region: 278-898 (206 amino acids)
Source: RefSeq, a predicted model, not a curated record
UCACGAUGGAUUUACAUUAUGAAUGAUUUGUGACAUUGUGUUAUUGGGAAUGAGAUUGAUGAGAAAAAACAAAUUUGUAACAUGUGAUAUUUCAGGGUAAAUGAUGCCUGGAUAUGUCAGAGAAGUUUAUUAGACAGGAGCAUUUGUUUUGGUGUUUUUCACUUCCAAUAUAUUUCAUUAUCACUUAGGAUUUGGAUAUAGGAAUUAUUACUUUGUUAGAUUAUGGGUUAAAAAGUUGUGAUUUUUCAUUUGGAGUAUUGAAAAAGGAGCAUUAAAGAUGUUGCCUACAGAAUAUGAGACAACUGGAAUGUUGUUGUCAGAAAUCGUCGAGGUAGAGGAAAAUAAAGAUGACGUCUCGUUAACAUGUGACCAGCGACGGCAACAACAACAACAAUAUUACAGUGACCGCCAGUCUCAGAGGCAAGAGAGUACAAAACCAGUCAGACGUAGCAACAAACGUAGGAGUCUUAGUUUACCAACAGGAACUUUGGCAUUUGGCGAUGCUAGGAUCGUUUAUAAGAAUGGACAUUUCACAAUCGAAACAAUGGACAACUCAGAAUAUGAUUGUAAUGAGUCAGCAGAUUACCAUUCUAGUUCCCGGCAUCUUGACAGUAAUGUAGAUGACAUGUGGGAAAUGCCGGAUACCAGUGGAGAUUCAAGGGAGACAACUGAUAUUCACAAUAAACCUCAUAUGAGAAGACAAAAUGCAAAAACUGUAUUACAAAGUAGUGACUCUACCGAAGAUGUGUUCUAUAAUGAAACUGAAUUAAAUAUAACUGGUGAUGCUAAUGUGCUAAAUAUGGGUCGGACAAAUGACGAGGUUUUUAACGAGUCGUGUUCUAGUCGUACAUCGGAUAUGUCGGUUGAUAGUUACUAUUCUGAAGGGAAUGGAUUUUGA